AUCGGACGCGACGAAAGCCAGCGAGGCGAUGCGCCGCGGCGAUCUGCCGGUUGGGCAGGUGUCCGUGCGCGAGUAGUGCUGAUAAAAUGUACUACGGCCUCCGCUGGCGCCGUGUUUCCGCGCUGGUAGUGGACGUCUCCGAGUAUUCGUGCUAGCUGGUGGAGCCAGACGGCCCGUGACAACUGCGGCGGCGAAACCGAGAUUGCGAGCAAGCCGCCGGCGAUGUCGUGACGAAGAUCGUGCUGCUUGCUGCCGCCGUCGGACACCGCUCGACGAAGACAUGUCCACCUACAGGGCAAGGGUCCAUGACUUGAAGAAGCUCCUGGAGUCAGAUCGUAUCGACACGCGGAGACUUCGUGAGCUCUGCUUUCAAGGCAUUCCUGAUGACAGUGGUUUGCGACCUCUCUGCUGGCGGCUUCUGCUUGGGUUCCUGCCAGCAGACCGCUCAGAAUGGCCAGCCAUCCUUGCUAAACAGAGGAGCCUGUACGAGCAGUUUGUGGAUGACAUGAUUGUCUCCAAUCAAGAAGGUGGCACCAGCCCAACCGAGCCAGAUGACCACCCCCUCAGUGUGAACCCGAGCAGCCGGUGGCAGGUGUACUUCCGGGACAAUGAGGUCCUUCUGCAGAUCGACAAGGAUGUGCGGCGCCUGUGCCCGGACAUGUGCUUCUUCCAGCGCCCCACCGAGCACCCGUGCGUCCGGAUUGCCGCCGACCCUCGGGUGCAGGGGCUACGGGAGCGUGUGCAGCGCAGCAUGCUGCGGGCUGCCAAUGUCACACGCUCCCGCCAGGGCAUCACCAACAUAUCAGCUUGCGUGCGGUCACGACCCGCACACGAGCCACUGGAGCAGCUCGGUGAAGGACAAGAGGCCCACUGGGAAGUGGUUGAACGUAUUCUCUUCCUCUAUGCAAAGCUUAAUCCAGGCCUCGGAUAUGUUCAAGGUAUGAAUGAGAUUAUUGGCCCCAUUUACUACACCUUGGUGUCUGAUCCCAACCCAGAGUGGAGAAAGUAUGCGGAAGCGGACUGCUUCUUCUGCUUCACGAGUCUCAUGUCGGAGAUCCGGGACUUUUUCAUCAAGACAUUGGACGAGUCAUCGUCUGGUAUUGGUGCCAUGAUGGAGCGUCUGAUGCAGCUUCUGCGUCGUCGGGAUGAUCGGUUGUACGGGCACCUGAAGCAGCUGCAAGUAGAGCCGCAGUACUACAGCUUCCGCUGGAUCAUGCUACUCCUCUCGCAGGACUUCCCACUGCCUGAUGUGCUGCGGAUCUGGGAUUCCUUGUUUGCUGAUCCACAGAGGUUCACUUUUCUCAUCUACAUCUGCUAUGCCAUGCUUUCGAAGUUGCGGGACAAGCUCAUGAUGGGUGACUUUCCUUCAAUCAUCAAGCUACUUCAGAAUUUUCCUGACGUGGAUGUGAGCGAGCUGAUUUCCCAGGCCCUGUCUGCCCAGCAGGAAGACCUCGUGAUGUCAUCCAGCUGAUGCCGUGCAGCAGCUGCCACGACAGGCAGCUACCAUAUUCCUGCUCUAGGCCACACCGACCAAUUAUGCUCACGGCCCCCCAUAGGGGGACAGUAAUAAAUUUAAGUGUUUUCUUU
Molecule: messenger RNA, 1587 nt
Organism: Dermacentor silvarum
Lineage: Eukaryota; Metazoa; Arthropoda; Arachnida; Ixodida; Ixodidae
Product: TBC1 domain family member 13
Exons: 12
Coding region: 281-1471 (396 amino acids)
Biological process (GO): activation of GTPase activity; intracellular protein transport
Molecular function (GO): GTPase activator activity
Source: RefSeq, a predicted model, not a curated record